AUGUCUUCAAAAUCCAAGGAUACGGCUGGUGGCUUUCACCAAGACUACAUCGCGUCUCUCCGCUAUCGCAAUGACCUCCCUCCCCCGGACAUGCCCCCCAAAUUCCUCGACAUCCCACACGAGGGCUUGAGCCGCUUUCUCACUCCCGGAUUUGCAUCAAACUUGGCUCGUCGAGAAGAGCCCAACAUUGAUGUCGACGCUGAAGGUGGAAUGCCAAUUGACCUUGUCGGUAUUCCGGGAUUACAUUUGGGCGACGAGAGUGCUAUCAUGGCUCCUGAAAACCCGCAGCCCUUGGACCCCGCUGAUCUUCCCCUUCUCUUGACUAUCGACCAACUCCGCAACCCUGCCCCCAGGAACACCAAUGUCAGCUUCCUCCGUCGUACACAGCACAUUGGUGUCGACCGCAGUGCUGGAGAUGGAUCCCGCGCCGCACCCAUCAAAACACAAACACGCACCCCGAAGAAAGGAAAGCCCCACGUGGAUGACCCGAAGCAUGUUAAGAAGUUCAUCCAAAAAGGAUUCGAUAUCGCCUACCCGCAAAGCAAGCACGCUGGAGAAGACACAGAUAGUCACAUUCGAGGUCUUCCCGCGACAAAGGCAGAACUUGACGCCUGGGCCAAUCCUGUUCACCCUGAAAACCCGAAGUUGAAGCCAGUCGGUUUCUUCCCUAUCAUGCCCGAUCUCGAAGGCUUCCCAGACCCAGGUGGUUAUCUUCAAUUCAAGUUCGAUAAGGCGCCUUUGCCGGCCGUUGGGGGCAAGCGAGACAAGCGAAUGGAUGUCGGUAUUCUGACACCAGUCGCGCCUGAACAGCGCGUUUGUCUGGAGCAUUCGGCCAAAGUCGAUCUUCACAAUAAAAACCCUGCUCUCUACCCUCACCCGGGCCCGGUUCCUUAUGAUUACCAACUGUUCCUACCGGAGAAGCACCAGUCCGUCAAGAACAUUGAUACAAGCAUGAACCUGGCGAGCGCAAACCGCGACAGCGAAGACUUGUACGCCAACGAGGGCCCCGAUGGCAACAAAUUCCACCGCUACGAUCGAAUCCGCACUUACGCUACCAGUGCUCAGGUAUUCAACACUGAGCAAAAAGACAUCGCAUUGACACUUUUCGAACCCAAGGGCGACGACACCAGGCAGUUGGCGGCUUACUACUAUCCUAUCUCAGGCAAGGCCCGUCUCAAGCCAGAGCGCGCCCGCACCAUUGCUCAGGCUGGCCUCGCUCCUACUGCGACCCAACAGGAAGAGUCUGAGGAAAGGAUUGAUCAGAUGCAGAUUGUGAUGCGUGAUCCCAACGAGGCCGAAGUCUACAAGCGUGCUUUGACACGUCUACGCGUUGAUCCCAAGUUUGCAAGCAAUAUGCCCCCUGAGCCUGUCCUUCAGGAAGAGGAGCAAGUGGAGAACGAGGAGACGGAUAAGGUGGCCGAUGAGGAUACUCGCAUGAGCGAUGACGAGUAG
Molecule: messenger RNA, 1452 nt
Organism: Penicillium bovifimosum
Lineage: Eukaryota; Fungi; Ascomycota; Eurotiomycetes; Eurotiales; Aspergillaceae
Exons: 2
Coding region: 1-1452 (483 amino acids)
Biological process (GO): transcription elongation by RNA polymerase II
Cellular component (GO): Cdc73/Paf1 complex
Molecular function (GO): RNA polymerase II complex binding; chromatin binding
Source: RefSeq, a predicted model, not a curated record